Molecule: messenger RNA, 1186 nt
Organism: Engraulis encrasicolus (European anchovy)
Lineage: Eukaryota; Metazoa; Chordata; Actinopteri; Clupeiformes; Engraulidae
Product: troponin I, slow skeletal muscle-like
Exons: 8
Coding region: 178-708 (176 amino acids)
Biological process (GO): cardiac muscle contraction; skeletal muscle contraction
Cellular component (GO): troponin complex
Source: RefSeq, a predicted model, not a curated record
CCGCGCGAGGGGACGAGGCAGCGGGGUGUUAUUUUAGUUGGCCGUCCCUCGUGCGUUAGAAACUAUAAAUCUCAAGCCUUUUCCCCCCCACAAUCUUCAUUUUGGCCUGUGUUACAUCCAACACCCUACCUGCCUUUUCUCUCCCAAAGAUCUGUGUUACAGUAUAAGUGACCAAACAUGGCAGAUGCACCGAAAAGGAAGAUCAGCUCGGGGCGGAGGCUCGGGUUGAAGAUAAAAAUGUUGUACACAGCAUUUGACAUGCUUGCUGUUGAGAAGGAAGACUUGGAUGAAGAGAGAAAGACCACGCUGGCUGAACGAGUACCUCCGCUGAAGUUGUCAGGCCUGUCAGUGCAGGAGCUCCAGGACCUCUGCAAAGACCUGCAUCACAAAAUUGAUGUAGUUGAUGAGGAGCGGUAUGACGUUAUGAUCAAAGUGGAAAAACUUGACAAGGAGAUGGCCGACAUGAAGAUUAAGGUGAUGGAGCUGACCAGAAAGAAGCCGACUCUGAAGAGGGUGAAGAUCUCUGCAGAACAGCUGCUGUCCGUCCUGCUCGGCUCCAAUCAGUCAAAGACUAUUGACUUCAAGGCCAACCUUAAGACAGUCAAGAAAGAGGAGGAGAAGAAAGAGGAGGUGACUGACUGGCGUAAGAAUGUGGAGGCCAUGUCAGGCAUGGACGGCAGGAAGAAGAUGUUCGACGCCGGACAGUAACAGAAUCAUGAGAGGACUGAACACACUUGACUGCCAAGGUUGAUUUCGAUACGUUCCCUAAUUAAAAAUGAUUUUCAUGUUAUAUUCACAUGGAACUAUCUUUAGUAACACAAUUCAGGCAUGUACACACUCACGAAUUUUUAUGUCAAAUAGAGGAUUGAAAUUUCAAAUAGUCAUACAUCAAGAAUGAUUGAGAAACAUUGUAAAGGAUUAAAAAAAUAAAGAUGUUUUUGAACAAUUGGGCAUGACAUCAAAUGCUGCACAUAACUGCAUUGGUGAUUUUAUAAAUGAUGUGUUUUGCUUUUGUAUCUGAGGCUUGUAUAGAAGCUGUUGUUCUUAUUUGUUUGUAACUGUGUUGUAUUUGUGAUGUAUACUGGGAGCACGCCAAUAUGGUGACGUCUACUACCCUGGAUAUGACAAAAAAUGCAUGACCUCUGUACUGAAACAUGUGUCCCCAUUAAAGAUGACCUUGAUAAGA